Molecule: messenger RNA, 1149 nt
Organism: Metarhizium acridum CQMa 102
Lineage: Eukaryota; Fungi; Ascomycota; Sordariomycetes; Hypocreales; Clavicipitaceae
Source: RefSeq, a predicted model, not a curated record
AUGCCCCGCUGCGUGGCCUCCCGGACUCCCAAAUGCCCCCAGUCUGGGCGAGGCGUCAACACCACCAAGGCUUCAAAUACGGCCAAGGUCCCCAAGGUCAAGGGGGUCAACAGGGUCGACAAAGUCACCAAGGUCACCAAGAAAGUGUCCAAAGAUGACGGCAAAGGCUGCAAAAGCGCCAGGGCAAAGCAGCAGCCAGAUAUUGUUCGCCCACCAAGGGAACACGCACGCCAGACAUUCCCCCUGUCCAACGUGCGUGGGUGCCCACAGACAGACGCCGCGACUAUCGCGCCAGCGCCUCGACCGGAUCCGCCUGCAACACCUCCGGGGAACGGACGGAGCAACAUUGCCAGCAAGAUCAAGCGUCUCCGCAUGGCCCCCGAUCAUCUUUUGAAAUUCCCCCAGGUCAACCAUCGCUAUCUGAGCUCCCAAGGAAAGAUCCUGUUUGACAAUCGCUACGAAGUGUCCCCCUCCCCUCCUGAAGCUUCCCCAAAGGGCUCCUCAAAAGGCUCCCCAAAAAGCUCCCCGAAAGGCUCCCUAGACACACAAAGGCGGCUCUCAAAGCCACACACGCCGGAGCCCAAGCAGGGAGCCAAACCCAUGAUCAAUCUCCCCGUGCCCGAUCAUAUCCAGGCCAUGCUCGUCGACGACUGGGAGAACAUUACAAAGAACAACCAGCUUGUACCUCUCCCGCACCCGAAGCCUGUCACCCGAAUCCUCGAGGACUACCUCUCAUUUGAGCGGCCCCAUCGGGAAGAGGGGUCCGCUAGCAUGGAUAUUCUGGAGGAAGUCGUUGCUGGAUUCCGGGAUUAUUUCGAAAAGGCGCUCAGCAGAAUCCUACUGUAUCGCUUUGAGCGCCAUCAGUACAUGGACCUUCGUAAACUAUGGGACAAUGUAGAAUCCACCGAGUACAAGAGCGUCUGCGAUGUCUACGGUGCCGAGCACUUAUCCCGCCUAAUUGUUUCCCUGCCGGAACUUCUAGCCCAGACAAACAUGGACCAGCAGUCUGUUUCGCGACUGAGAGAGGAAAUCGGCAAGUUUACAGUUUGGCUAGGCCGGCACUGCGAGACAUACUUUGUGAAUGAGUACGAGACCCCGUCGCAGGAGUCCUGGGGGGGUCAGGGUAGCGAAAUCGAUGCCAUUUUUUAG